GGACAGUACAACUCAAGGAGUUUUACCUGCGGUUAAGAUCAUAGCGCGCUCCUGAAAGAACUUCAAUGCGCAAUUGCAGCUCUUUUGAGAAUAAUCGCAAUGGGAGCCUCGCAGUCUGCGGGCACUGAACACGAGUUCCAAGAUAUGGCUGAUCGAACUGGAUUUUCCCUGGAGCAGAUUGGCAACAUCAACAAGAGAUUCAGACAGCUGAGUAACAAUGAGGAGACACUAAGUCGAGAGGAUUUGGCCAGCAUCCCUGCUCUAGAUAACAAUCCAAUCCGGGCUCAAAUUAUUAAUGCAUUCUUUGAUAAAAGAAACCUCCAUCAGAAUGAGACGGGUACAGUCCAGGAGAUUGGCUUUGAGGAGUUCCUUAUGGUGAUGACUCACUUCCGCCCAGCAGCCAUGGGCCUAACGGAGGAGGAGAGGGAGAACCUGAGGAGGGAGAAACUACGAUUUCUGUUCAACAUGCAUGACACAGACAGCGACGGCACCAUCAACCUGGAGGAGUACAGACGGGUGGUGGAGGAGCUCCUAUCUAAGGCUGGCACUAUCGGGCAGGAGACCGCCAAAGCCAUCGCAGACGCUGCCAUGCUGGAAGUGGCAAGCACUACAAGGGGCAAAAUGGAACCUGAUGAAUUCUAUGAAGGAAUCACUUUUGAAAAUUUUCUACAGAUUCUAAACACCUUCGAUAUUGAGACGAGGAUGCAUGUUCGCUUCUUAAACAUGGACACUGCAACCUUGCGAUGUGGAAAAUCUAAAUGAGCCUCGGUCUCCUUUAGAGACAUCGUUAUGGUACUGCUGUUUUUUGUUGAAUUAAUCUC
Messenger RNA from Salvelinus namaycush (lake trout), 821 nucleotides. Its product is annotated as calcineurin B homologous protein 3-like. Gene Ontology annotation, molecular function: calcium ion binding. The record is from RefSeq and is a predicted model, not a curated record. The coding region runs from base 100 to 762 and encodes 220 amino acids. The transcript has 8 exons. NCBI's taxonomy places the organism in Eukaryota, Metazoa, Chordata, Actinopteri, Salmoniformes, Salmonidae.